Molecule: messenger RNA, 2109 nt
Organism: Vicugna pacos (alpaca)
Lineage: Eukaryota; Metazoa; Chordata; Mammalia; Artiodactyla; Camelidae
Source: RefSeq, a predicted model, not a curated record
UAUGAAUGAAAGGAAUCCUGUGAGUGAGUAAUUCCGGGAAGCUCGCCUUACAACUCGGCGCGGCCCCCUGCGCUACCCGCCCCACAACAAAACUCGGCGCGGCGCUCCCCAGAGCCCGGCUCCGAGCGACCCGCGGUCGGAACCGGAGGGGAAGACGGACGAAGGCGCCGGCCGCGACAGCAGCGGGGACAGCAGCGGGACCCGCGCGUGCCAGGGACGCCAGGCGAAGCAGGCCGAGAGGUCUCAAUCCAGAGGACACCUUCUGCAAACAUGUCUGUGGAUCCUUUAUCCAGCAAAGCCCUGAAGAUCAAGCGCGAGCUGAGCGAGAACACGCCGCACCUGUCGGACGAGGCGCUGAUGGGGCUGUCGGUGCGCGAGCUGAACAGGCACCUGCGCGGGCUCUCGGCGGAGGAGGUGACCCGGCUCAAGCAGCGGCGCCGCACGCUCAAGAACCGUGGCUACGCGGCCAGCUGCCGCGUGAAGCGCGUGUGCCAGAAGGAGGAGUUGCAGAAGCAGAAGUCGGAGCUGGAGCGCGAGGUGGACAAGCUGGCGCGCGAGAACGCCGCCAUGCGCUUGGAGCUCGACGCGCUGCGCGGCAAGUGCGAGGCCCUGCAGGGCUUCGCGCGCUCUGUGGCUGCCGCCCGCGGCCCUGCGGCGCUCGUGGCACCGGCCAGCGUCAUCACCAUCGUCAAGUCCGCCCCGAGCCCAGGGCCAGGCCCCGCCUCCGGCCCGGCCCCGCCCCCGCCGCCUGCUCUUAGUGCCCGCAGAGCCCCGCCCGCUCCGCCCACGCCCAUUCUCCAAACCACGCCCCUCUGUCCCCAGCUGCCUUCCCUAAGUGCCUAAGCAGAAUCUCUGUCCCCAGGUGCCAUUUCUCUGCAGCCACCAGCCCCUGUGGUGAACAUACGUUCCAUCCCCAGAGGCUGUCUUCCUCGUGCAGCCCCUGAAACUGGGCCCUAAUGGGGAGGGGUAAAUUUGGUGAGAAAGGAGGUAAGGUAGGGUUGGGGGUCUGCGGCCCCCUUGGCCGAAGUUUCAGCCAUCUUAGUUUGGGAGGAUGGGAUACAGAGCGAAUUAGAGAAGGGCAGUAGAGAGGAAGAGUGCCACCGCUCAUUUUGUAAUUGUUUGCUCGGAUUGUGCCAACGGCCCUUCCCCACCCUCUCGGGAUAUAGGACUAGAUUUGACCCUGUAUGUAUCUUGUGGGACUGUCCAGCUGGGAAGCUGAUGCUCCUGCCUUUGCUUCGGGCCUGGAUGCCUGGCCUUCCAAAGCUGGGAUUUGCUAGAAGUCAUCUAGUGAAGCCCAGUUAACAGAUGGGAAAACAGGCCUGCAGCAGACAUAUAUAUGGGGAGGUCAUAUAUAUAUAUAUAUAUAGUGGUUGAGCUGGAAGUGAAAACCACGUAUUCCCACUGCUGCCCUGAGAUUCCAGCCAUGGUUGUCGAGGGACAGUGGACAGGGCCUGAAAAAGGUGGUGCCAGGGCCUCCCUGGCCUGGGCGACAGCUCUCUGUGAGUCAGGGGAAAGAAGUAGAGGGAGAGAGAAGGUGAUGCAGAUGGAAGAGAGGAAAGGAGCUGGCUUGGCUCAACCCUGGGCUCUUCCUGCAGCCAGGGAGUUGGCCAGCCAGAGAGAAAGGGGACCAAGGAGGUGAUCAUGGUGGCAGGUGGGCAGAUGAGAAGACAGAUCCUGCGGUCCUUAAAAGGGAAGGAUCCACCUGUGGCUGUCCACUGUGGGGUGGGGACUGACCACUGCCAUUGAUCGCCAUUCUCCUGGGUAGCCUGGCCCCAGCCCCUCCCAUCCCCCUCACUAUACAGCUUCCUCUCCCUGCUGUUUAUUUAUUGCACGAGUCUAAGUUAUUCUCCCCAGCCAGAGCCCCUGUGCCCACUGUCUGGGAAAAGUGGUGUGUGGCCCUGAGCUGGACUUUAUAUUUUAUACCUGCAAGUAAAUCACAUUUUAUCUUAUAUUUUGGGAAAGCCGGCUGACAAAAACAACCAAAAAAUGUUUUUAAAAAAUUGCCCGGCCCCAAGAAUUUAUUUAUUUUUCUUACAGUAAGCGAGUUAUCCGCCUUCUGUAUUUUGUAGACUUUCUGAAUAAAGUCAAGUUCCCUUUUUCCACAGUUUA